AUGUACACUAAAGAUUUUGAACCUUACACAUAUCCACUAAAUAGAAAUCCUCGUAAUAAUUUUAACAUUAAGAACAAAUCAAAAUGGUUUAUAAAUAACAAUUCUAAUAUUCUCAUAAAACCCAAAUCAAAAAACAAAAAAAACAGCACUAAAUGGAGAAGAAUGUUGAAUGAUUACUCGCAGAAUACGACUUUACAUGGAUUAAGAUAUGCUGGAAAUAAUGAAUUAAGUGCAAGUGAAAGGUGUUUUUGGAUAAUAUCUUUUGGUUUAGCAGUUAUCACGGCAGUUUAUUUUAUUUUCAACUUGUUCCAUAAAUGGCAAGACAUGCCUGUAAUUAUAAGUCUAUCACCAAAAGCAACCAAGCUUACAAGUAUACCAUUUCCCGCCAUUACCAUAUGUAACAUGAACAACGCAAGAAAAUCUGUAGCUCGAAAUAUUUUAGAAACAUCCUCAAAACUCGAAAGCAAUAUCGACCGACGUCUGUUAAGUGAUUUCUGUGACGAAGAUCCAUUAUCAAUUGAUUCCACCAUUGACAAUUAUACAGGAGAUUGGGAAUCAUUAAAAAAAUUUAUGAUUAGAGUAUCUCAACCUUGUCAUGAAAUGAUCGUAUCAUGUCUAUGGGCAAACAACCCUAAAGUCUGUUCAGAACUAUUCAAUCCUUCAUUAACAGACGAAGGUAUAUGUUGUUCAUUCAAUAAAGUAAAACCUGAUUAUAUAUAUCGGAACCCAAGAGAUUUAACAGAUUUAAAUAUUACGUUUCCAAAUCCGUCUGCAAAUUGGACUCCUGAAAAUGGAUACCCCCCGAAUACGCCUGCUGAAUAUACACCCUGGAGGCCCUGGGGCGCCGGCAAUCAUCUAGGAUUAACUCUUGUUUUGGAUGCUGAAAUAGAGGAAUAUUAUUGUUCAUCAGAAGUCAGCUAUGGAUUCAAAGUAAUGUUACACAGUCCUGUAGAAAAUCCAAAAAUAUCAUCAUUUGGUAGUUUAAUAUCGCCAGGAAGAGAAACAUCAUUGGAAAUCCACCCUACUGUAGGGAUGGCUACACCAACAUUAGAUGAGAUAGAAAAAGAAAAACGUCAAUGUGUGUAUUCAGCGGAAAAACGAUUGAGAUUCUAUAAAACUUAUACUCAGCGGAACUGUAUACUAGAAUGCGAAGCUAAUUUUACAUUAACAUUUUGUCAAUGCGUCAUGUAUUAUAUGCCAAAAGACAGUUUCUCAAGAAUUUGCGGGAAAAAGGAUGAAGAAUGUUCGAAUAAAGCUAAGUUGGCGAUAGAACUACGAUAUAGUUCACCGUUAUCGAAUAUUAGUCAAUUACUGAAUGGAACAUAUUUACCGAAUUGCACUUGUCUACCUGGAUGUCAUUGGAUUGGAUAUAAUAAAGUACAUUCGUCAUCACCUUUGGCUAAUAGUUAUAAAAUCAAACAAACAUUUUUAGCUGGAAGAACUUCCACUUAUUUUAAAAAAAAUAUGGCUGUAAUUCACUUUUUCUUUGAAGAAACCCAAUUUACUGGUUUUACAAAAGGGGAGUUGUUUGGAUUUACAGAAUUCUUAUCUAACACAGGAGGACUUUUAGGAUUGUUCAUGGGUUUUAGCUUUCUCAGUGCAAUUGAAGUAAUAUAUUUUAUUUCUUUGCGUUUAUGGUGCGCAAUGUCCAAUAAAAAGAAAAUAACAGAUAGAAAACAAUCUAAAUAA
Diuraphis noxia (Russian wheat aphid) is the source of this 1689-nucleotide messenger RNA. Its product is annotated as pickpocket protein 28-like. Gene Ontology annotation, cellular component: plasma membrane. Gene Ontology annotation, biological process: sodium ion transmembrane transport. Gene Ontology annotation, molecular function: ligand-gated sodium channel activity. NCBI's taxonomy places the organism in Eukaryota, Metazoa, Arthropoda, Insecta, Hemiptera, Aphididae. The record is from RefSeq and is a predicted model, not a curated record.